CAAGUUGGAUUAAGAUAAAGUGAACAUGAAUUUCAAGGAAAGUUUAAACAUUAAUUCAAUGGAAUUUUCAUUGACUGGCAUUGAGAUAAAGAGAUCAUAUAAAUUUCAUGGAAAGUCUGAACGUCAAUCUCAAUGGGUAUCUUUUAAAUCCAUCGAAUUUCCAUGGUUGGAUCAAGCUAAAGAGAACAUGAAUUUCAAGAAACAUUUAAAUGUUAAUCUCAUUUUGUAUCUCUUUACUGAAUGGAAUUUUCAUUCAAUGCUUGGAAGAUAAGAGAAUAUGAGUUUCAAGGAAAUUUCCAAGGUCAAUCUCACAGUGUAGAUUUUAAUUUAAUGCAAUUUCCAUUCAACGUUUAGGUUGAGAUACAAUUAGUACCAUCCUCAUCCAUUUUCUAUCAGAAUUUAUUCAUCCAUUCAUUUCAAUCAAGUUUGAAGUAGAGUGUCUUUCCUUCUCUGAAAUUCAUGAUAUUGAAAAUGGAUUGCAGUUGUGUUAUUUGAAACAGAGUUUUUGUCUUUUUAAUUUUUGUUCUUCAUAUCACCCAUUUGAAUCCAUUCCAUUCCUCAGAUUACAAUAAGGUGAAAACGAGUUAUAGCAUGGAUCAUGGGCCUUCGGGUGAUCAUGGGCUUUUUUCAGAGAGAGGUAAUGUUUCAGCAAUUCUGCUUGUUGCAGGCAUAUUUACAAUAAUUGUAACCAUUAUUGUACUGAUCAUCCUCUACACAAGAUGUUGUGAAAUGGCCAUAUUCAACUCCAGAGUGAGAGCUCCUCUGUUGCCAGUAAUCAAUGAGCCUCACUUGAGGAUGAACAGAAAUGAGCUGCUGGCUGCAACAGCCAAUUUCAAUAGAAAUAAUUUGAUUGGCAAGGGUGGAUUUAGCACCGUGUACAAGGGAAUUCUUCCGAAUGGCAAGGUUGUUGCAGUGAAAUGGAUGAAGAUAGAUGAAGAGACACUCUCACAGAAGAAUUUCUUUGCAGAGUUGAAGAUUCUAGGGAAGCUGAGGCACAGGAACCUGCUGAAAAUUCUUGGGUAUUUUAGUGAUUCCCAAGAGAUGGCCCUGAUCUUGGAGUUCAUGCCAAACGGUAGCUUGGAGAAUUUGUUGCAUGGGGAAGCCAGGUGUCCCUUGGAAUGGAAGCAGAGGUUGAAUAUAGCUAUUGGAGUGGCCCAAGGGCUAGCCUAUUUGCACCAUGAAUCAAGGACCAGAGUUGUUCACUGUGAUUUGAAACCUAGCAAUGUUCUUUUGGAUGAGAACUUUGAACCUCACAUAGCAGAUUUUGGAGUGGCAAAGGCAUUCAACCUAAGUAUGACAGAGAGUUCAUGCGGGCCUAGUUGGACCAUUGGCUAUACAGCACCUGAAAGAGCAUAUCGUCUGCGGCCAUCCACAAAGUCAGAUGUGUACAGUUUUGGCGUCAUGCUAUUAGAACUGAUCACUAGACAGAGACCCGCAUGUUCAAACAUUGAAUCAGGGCUAACAUUAGUGGAAGGGGUUCUCAAGGCUGAGGAAGAUGGCUGUGUUUUGGAUGUCCUCGAUGAUUACUUGAAGUCUAGCCAGGAGUUUGAAGAAGAAAUUUUGAGUGUAAUUCAUUUGGCACUCCAUUGUGCAGAGCAUAAUCCAGUUAGAAGGCCUACCAUGAGGGAAGUUGUGGGAAAAUUAAUGAAGAUCACUGUAAAUGAUGGGCAAGUUGGUCGUUUCAAUAGGUCCAUACAUAGUCUUUUGGUACAGGCAUCUUCAUUUGCUAGAUCUUAUGGUACUUCCAGUGAAACAAGUUCUUCAAUCGGCACUUAACUUGUGUGGUUACUCAUUAGUAAUGUUUUACCGACCAAAGCCUGACUUUUUUUCCUUUUACCUUCAUUGGCGGGCAUGAAGAUUCUGAAAGGAGAAAACAGGCCAUAGUAUCCGUCUCACUGUUGAGACAUUGGAUUCUUGGCUUCAUCCUGAUGGUCUGGUUCACAAUGCAUAAUUUACUGUAAUUGUACAUUAUGAUCCUAGAGUAUGAACAGUAGCUCUCUCGAAGAGAAAAUUAGGAUGAUGUUAUAAUA
Molecule: messenger RNA, 2030 nt
Organism: Cryptomeria japonica (Japanese cedar)
Lineage: Eukaryota; Viridiplantae; Streptophyta; Pinopsida; Cupressales; Cupressaceae
Product: putative serine/threonine-protein kinase
Exons: 2
Coding region: 592-1776 (394 amino acids)
Biological process (GO): protein phosphorylation
Molecular function (GO): ATP binding; protein kinase activity
Source: RefSeq, a predicted model, not a curated record